Molecule: messenger RNA, 1524 nt
Organism: Dioszegia hungarica
Lineage: Eukaryota; Fungi; Basidiomycota; Tremellomycetes; Tremellales; Bulleribasidiaceae
Product: S-adenosyl-L-methionine-dependent methyltransferase
Exons: 9
Coding region: 1-1524 (507 amino acids)
Biological process (GO): cellular response to biotic stimulus
Source: RefSeq, a predicted model, not a curated record
AUGGCAGACGUACAGAAGCCAAGCAGCGGGCAGCCCAACGGCGAUGCGCCGCAAAAGACCUUCCGCGUCACCAACUCCCCGGCCAUUGCCAACGCACCGCUUCCUGCUGAAGGUAGCGCUUCAUUCAACAACUACCACCUCGCCGGCUCCGUCUUUGCCGUCACCUACCUCUUCCAGCGCAUCUUCCUCCCCUUCGCCAAGAGCUGGACUACUUUCUUUGUCCUCCUCGUCCUCCUCUUCCUCCCUGUCACUGUUGCCUACUGGACCCUCUCAUCCAAGUUUGGCAAACGCGUCAAUGAAAAGGUCCCCUUCCCGAACCGGCCCCAGGGCGACUAUAUCGAGAUCAAGAGCGGCGAUAUGGACAAGUGGCGCGGAAAGAAGAUCCCCAUGCAGAUCUUCCACGAUGCCUACUUUGAGGGCAAAUUUGAGUUCAAGGGGGACGUGCUGGAUGUGAUGGAGUACCGUCAUGACUGGGCCUCGUUCGAGUUUACCCCAGCUCUCUUCAAAUACGUCUUUGUCAACCUCAUCCCCGACGUUCUCCUCCACUCGCGCACCCAGGACGAGGAGCAGGUCCGAGACCACUAUGACCGAGGAAACGACUUUUACUCUUGGUUCCUUGGACCCCGCAUGAUCUACACCUCCGGCGUCAUCACCGAUAUCACCCGCCAGGAGACCCUCGAGGAGCUGCAGGACAACAAGCUCACGAUGGUCUGCGAGAAGCUCAACCUGAAGAAGGGGGACCGGAUGCUGGAUAUCGGGUGUGGAUGGGGAACUUUGGCUACUUUUGCCGCCAAAAACUAUGGCGCCGACGUCACUGGAGUCACCCUGGCCCGCGAACAAACCGCCUUUGGAAACGCCCGUCUCCGCGAAAACAAUAUUCCCGAAUCCCAAGGCCGCAUCAACUGCAUGGACUACCGCGACAUCCCCGCCAACAAGGGCUCCUUCGAUGCCAUCUCGUGUCUCGAAAUGGCAGAGCACGUCGGGAUCAGGCACUACCCCAAGUUCCUGCGCGAGGUGUACGAGCUCCUGGACGAUGAUGGAACGCUGGUGUUCCAGGUGGCUGGGAUCAGGACCAACUGGCAGUACGAGGAUCUGAUCUGGGGUCUUUUCAUGAACAAGUAUGUCUUCCCCGGUGCGGACGCCUCGCUCCCCCUCGGAUGGGUCAUCAAGCAGCUCGAAGCUGCCAACUUUGAAAUCAAGUCGGUCGACGUGCUUGGCGUCCACUACUCGGCUACUCUCCACAGGUGGUACCUCAACUGGGUUUCCAACAAGGAUAAGGUCGUCGAGAAGUACGGCAUCAGGUGGUACAGGAUCUGGGUCUACUUUUUGGCCUACUCUGUCAUCAUCUCGCGCCAAGGGUCCGCCAGCGUGUUUCAGAUCACCGCUCACAAGAACCUGAACGGUUACCACCGGGUCGAAGGUAUCCCGUCGCACAGCUCUAUUCACGCUCCCAUCAAGACCAAGAUCUCACCGGCAGUUUCGCACGCUAGCAUGUGGCCCGGACACAAGGAGCUCCGAGCUUAG